Molecule: messenger RNA, 916 nt
Organism: Phymastichus coffea
Lineage: Eukaryota; Metazoa; Arthropoda; Insecta; Hymenoptera; Eulophidae
Exons: 2
Coding region: 371-808 (145 amino acids)
Biological process (GO): vesicle cytoskeletal trafficking
Cellular component (GO): trans-Golgi network
Molecular function (GO): small GTPase binding
Source: RefSeq, a predicted model, not a curated record
UCCAAAAAUAAAUAAGAAUAAAAUAUAUGAGAAUGAAAAAAGUAUCAACAAAUCAGCUAGUGAUCUAAGAAAAAAAUCAAUCAACUUCCUAGAUCACCAAUACGAUGAACAAAAUACAGACAUUUUACGCGAAGAAAUAGAAGAUAUAUAUAAUAUACAAGGAAAAAAUGAAAAGCUACUAUUGGAAGAGAAAACAAUCUAUUUAGGGAAUUCAUCAAAACUGGACUAUCAGAAUACAAAAUGUAUAUCUUCCACUAACUUACUAAAGAAAAAUAUUGUAGAAAGGAAUAUAGAAAUUGUAAAUAUAGAACAACAUCUUCAGAAAUUACUCCGAAGCAAGGAAGAUCGUAUUCGUGAAUUGGAAUUUGCAAUGGAACAACUUCAUACUAAUGUAGCAGAAGUAAAAUUAGAUUUAGAAAUGCAACGUUACAGAGAAGUACAAGCACUAGAAUUUGUUCAAAAACUUACAGAUAAAAAUGUUCAACUUUUCAACGACUAUCAAAAAUUACAAAACAAAUAUGCCGCAAUAGAAUACAAUCAAAUUCCUCUGACGGAAAACUUCGAACAAAUGAACCUCAAAAUUGAAAACCUGACAUCUGAGAAAUUGAAACAUUUAGAAGAUAACAAUAAAUUAUCAAAAUUUCUAGCAGAACAAAUGUUUAUAAAUGAUAAAUUAUCAAAUCAAAUAGAAGAAUUAAAAGGACAAAUAAUUAUACUUUCAAAAAAAUAUAAUUUUAUUAUGAAAGAAGUGUUUCGGAAGAUCCAUUUAAAUCAUUCUAAUGCUCAUGGUAUUUGUUCUUUGAAAUGAAUUUAAAUGUUAAAUAAUUAAUUUUUUAAUAACGUGCCUUCAUAGAAAAUAUGCUACAUCAGUCCUUACUACAGUUGUCCAUUGUUUUUGUAUAAAAAAAUGCCAAUA